AAACCACCUCUUUCCUGGGGGUCCCCUCUCCCCUGGACUGUCUUGACUCUACUGCCCCCCAGCUAAUAGCUGGGGCCUGGAUUUGUUGGUACUGCCCUCCCAUAAGGCCCUUUCAAACCAAGGUGACUCUCUAUUCUUACUGCCCGAGAUCAGUACCCUACCACCCCUGCCACUGUAAACCUCAGCUUCUCUUGCCUAGCUGCAGCUUCCUGUAGCACCCCACUUCCUAUGCCACCUGUGGGUCCAUCCUCAGGGUAAUGGGAGCUAGUCAAAGGCCCAGAGAGCACUCCUUUCACUCCCCCACCCCACAAGGCCAAGGCUGUUUUCAUGCUUAACAGUCCCAAGUCCCACCUUUUGGGGCCACUUCUGGUCUUAGGAGCCCAGUUCCUCUCUGCACCUGCUCCCAUCCCCCAGUGGAUUGUCUUCAACCCUGGGGUGGCCUAACCUGUGAACCUAGGUCUCGGAGGGAGUUUUAGUCUGCAUUCUCAGGCAAGAGGUAGGUGGAGUUGCUCAGAACAGAAAUGUGAGUUAAAUGUGUAGCAGAGAUGUGGCUUUUAGUCUCCUGUAUCUAAAUCAGCUAUGACUUUUAUGUUCUGGGUGCAUCCAAGCUCCAUUCAUCCCCUUGGCUGUUAUCACCAUCUCUUUCCUCCUGACUACAGAUAUCUGGAACAGACAUGGCUCUUGUCCACACUUGAUAAUGCAUAGAAUAGAAUCCACAGAACUCAUUCUGCCUCCGGAGUUUCUAUCAUGACACUCAAUGUGGCUACAUUGAUUUGUCUGACCCUAGUUUUGCUCCUGCCGUAGACCAACCCCUGAGCUGUUGGAGCCAGUGCUGGGAAAGUGCCUUCCUGGCCAUUCAGGGUCAGCACUCCUCAGUCCCAGCUGGUAGAGUUCUACAGGCCAAGCAGAAGUGGCUCUGUUUCCUGUGGUGAGGUAUUUGGGGCCACACUGAGCCUUGGAGCUCCUAGAAAGCCUUUCAGGACUUGAGAACCAGGUAGGGUGAUCUAGACUUAACUAGUGAACCUGCACUGGUUAGGCCGCCCCAGAGUUCAGCCGAUUGAGUGUGGAAGGUAUACCUGUGGCUGAAGGGACUGGGAUGAGAGACACAAGGGGGUCUGUGGGUGUGGCAGUGUUGAAUGAUACAGCUAGCUGGGGGAAGUGGGGAGCCUGAGAAAGGCUGGGAUUUCGAUGAACCAGUGUGGCACUGAGGUCAUAGUGAUUCAAUUUGGGGAACCUGGUACCUAGGUAUAUUGUCCCCUUGAAUACUGAAGUGACUGGAGGAAGCAAAGGCUUCUAUGGACUCAAAGCUGCCUGUGAAGAACCGAAGGGACAACAGUUUUGACCCUUAGCCCAAGUGACCUGUGAGAGCCUAGAUCUAGCUCAUACCUUAGGUGACCCUGGGUGAGCCGGGUGGACAGCCCAUCCCUGUGGGUAUUUGGAGAGCAGGGACUGGGAGUUCUGUCCACAGUGAGCACUGGCUCAAGGGGGCAGAGCUGCCUGAUUGGGGAUUGGGAUUCCUAGUUAGAACAAAAGUGAAAGUGAAAUUGUGAUUGGGAGUUUUCCCAGAAGUUGACUAUUCCUGCCCUUCCCAGAACCAGUUCUGUCAGCAGGGAGAGUGCUGUUUCCCUUUGUGACUCCUAGGUAAGUCCCUGGCCCCUCUGUGCCUUUCUCCCCUAACAGAGCAGGAAUAUUGGAUUGGGGAACUAUUCUGUUAAGUAUGAAGAGCAGGGAUGGAAAAAAAGAAAAGCUGGGAUGAGAGGAAGUGUUUGCAUAAUGGCACAGCAGCGCCCACUGACAGCACAGCUUGUGCUGGAAGCUUCCGGACUACCCAGAGCCUCAAAGGAUACAGUGGGAGUCUGUGGAUGUGAAAGGACAGUGUUGAAGAAUACAGCUAGCUGGGGGAAGUAGGGAGCUUGAGAAAGGAUAGGAUGUCGAUGGGCCACCGUGUGGCACUGAGCCUAAAAAGGUUAUGAUUCAGUUUGGGAUACCUAGUAUCUAGGAACACUCUCCCCUUGAACACUAGUUGACUGGAGGAAGCAAAGGCUUGUAACAGUGGCUGACCUUUACUGACCUUCCCCCAGAGGAAGUUACAGAUAAAUAGAGCCAGACUUGCCAGCUCCUGACACAUGCAUCAUGACCAUGAGACACAACUGGACACCAGACCCCAGUUCUUGGUGGGUCCUGCUUCUGUGUGUCCAUGUCGUCACUCUCUUGGCCAGAGCCACAUCUGCACCUCAGACUAUCACAGCUGCCACGGACUUAAUUGGGAUCUCAAAGGACCCAUGUACCUCCUGGCCCCCAGCGCUCCCACCAGCUAAGCGGUGCCCAGCAUUGGAAGUGACCUGGCCAGAGGAGGAAGUGCCACUGAAUGGAACGCUGACCUUGUCCUGUACUGCCUGCAGCCACUUCCCCCACUUCAGCAUCCUCUACUGGCUGGGUAAUGGUUCUUUCAUUGAGCACCUCCCAGGCCAGCUGAGGGAGGGUCGUAUCAGCCGAGAGCACGGGCGCACAAGCACCUGGCUGCAGAGGGCCUUGGUACUGGAGGAACUGAGCCCCACUCUACGAAGCACCAACUUCUCCUGUGUGUUUACGGACCCUGGACAGGUGGCCCAGCAUCACAUCGUGCUGGCCCAGCUCUGGAUGAAGAACCAGAAGGAUGGGCUGAGGACAAUCCUGUCUGCCUCUCAAGAAACCUUCCCCUCCAGCCACAGCUCGGGACCGACAUCAGCAGGGCCAGGAGUUGGCACAAAGCCAACAAUCGAAUAGCCUUGACCAGAGCUCAGCUCCUAUCUGUGUGGAGGGUGAUGUACAUGGAGGGUGAAGUUUCUGCCGUAGGCUCUGCAGGGGAAUGGCUGAUUCUUGCAGCCACCUGUCUACCCACCUCCUCAAGCUCAAGCUUCUUUCUUGUCCACCCAGAACGUCUCAGUAACUAAGCCCUUAGAAUUCCUCCUGCCUGUCCUGUCUUACUCCCCAUAAACUUUUCUGAUGUCCUAUUCAUCCCACUGCUAUUCUGCUCAGGAACCUGAGAACUGGCAGCAUCUUAGCCAAGCCACCGCCCUGCCCACACUCUCAACAUGACUUUCUAGAGGCCUGUCAGGCUUCUGCUCACUUGGGUCACCAUUCUUACCAAGCCAGCAGGUGAACCCUGAAGCCUGGCUGAAAUGUCACCUCACCAGUGACCUCUACACUGAGCUCUGUCCAUGUUCAGCAUUGACUUCAUAUUGCAUGUAACUAAUUUUUGUUUUCUCUGCUCACUGCAAACAGCAGUGUCCUGUCUCAAGGAACGGAUCGGGCAGUGCUGCUUCAGAUCAUAUCUUUUUGUCACUCUGGGCAGGACCCAAAAGUUGUCAUAAAGGAUUGUUCAA
Messenger RNA from Nannospalax galili (Upper Galilee mountains blind mole rat), 3365 nucleotides. It is a transcript of the gene Il18bp, whose product is annotated as interleukin 18 binding protein. Lineage: Eukaryota; Metazoa; Chordata; Mammalia; Rodentia; Spalacidae. Gene Ontology annotation, molecular function: interleukin-18 binding. Gene Ontology annotation, biological process: T-helper 1 type immune response. Bases 2134 to 2766 code for a protein of 210 amino acids. The transcript has 5 exons. The record is from RefSeq and is a predicted model, not a curated record.